Messenger RNA from Closterium sp. Yama58-4, 3135 nucleotides. Lineage: Eukaryota; Viridiplantae; Streptophyta; Zygnematophyceae; Desmidiales; Closteriaceae. The record is from the annotation of a GenBank genome assembly.
AUGUGGGCCGCGUUAGCGAUGUGGGCCGCGUUCGAGAGCCUGGGCAAUGUCGCACGCUGCAUGCAUACCGUGAAUCGCGUCGCGGCGCCAAUCCUUGAAGCCUCCGUCAAUGCUUCGGCUAUUCCUUCCGCGGCCGAAAUCCAUAAUGCAGAUCCGCCAAGCGCUCCCGUGGCCAACAUGCACGCGCACAUCCCCACAUGGAGCACCCCACACGUGCAGCCUGUGGUUUUUGGCACGCGUUUGCCCGCGUUUCACCCACAGCAACUGGUCAACGGGCUCCACCUAGCACCGCGGACACAGAUACCGUUUGCAUCGGCGACGGUCGCGUUCCAUGCCCAGCAGGAUGAUUUGAACUCGCGUGGAGUAUCCACGCCGCAUCCCGGACAAAGGCUUGCUGAACACCAGACCGCGUACGCGUCCAUGCCCUCAAGCCAGCUCUUUGGGAUGCCCGUGCGUGGCUUCGUAGGGCCGCAGUACGGGAAUGUGGGAUUCAGGUACGGGUACAUCGGCGUUCAACCGGACCCCAUGCUGAACGCGCCCGAAGCUGUCGCGACGCCUCCGGUCGCGCCGUCAACCCCAUUCCCCAGCGCGAUUCAACCGGAAAUCCAGGCACCAUUGCAAGCCCCGUGUGACCGCAUAGAACCAUUACAGAUGGGUGUGGACACCCCUGCGCGUGCAGACGGCCCUUCGACGGUCGCGGUUCCCGAUGGUUCAGUGCGUGCGGAGAAUGUUGGAGCGGGGAUGAAUGCCAGCGCGCGUGCACAUUCGCCGACAAUUUGGAACGUGAACUCGCUGUUGCCGGGAAACCCGGACGUCCACAUCCGCACCCCCGCGCAACCGACCGCAGCGGACGAGAACUGUGAAGGUGAACAACCACAGGCGAACGCGCGGAACGCGGUACGAGUAGCGCGUGCAGGUGGUAACGCGGGAAGAGGGACUGGUGCAAAGGGAGGAAGGGGUGGGAGAGCGAACGCGGGACGUGGGACCGGUGUGGGACGGAACGGAGGUAGUGCGAACGGGCGGAGCGCGCCUGGGGUGUUAGGCAACGGAGGCAGAGAAACCGGUGGUAACGCGAGCGGCGGUACCGGGAACGUCCCAGUCAGUAGACCGCAAGUAAGGAGGCGGCGAGUCGAAGUCGCGCCUCACACGGCACGCCUCGGAUCGCGAGAGGGUAACGAGGGGGAAAGCGAUGAGGAUGACGAGGAGGACGCUGAAGAUGAGGAAGAUAGUUGGAAUGAAGAUGACGAAAACUACCUCUCUAACUCGUUGUCCGCGCUCAACGAGGGGGAGGAGGAAGACAACGAACGAGUGCGGGCCACGCUGAAGAAAUAUCGCGGUUGGGCAAGAGAGUACAAGCUCUUCAUGGCGCACGAGCUGCCGAAGCUGGACGCGAAUAGGUUCGGUGAGGAGGCCGCGUUGGAAAACGUGAACCCCGACGAGAUCGGGGCCGGCCUCGAGCAGGACAUAGGUGGUGACUGGAAGAUGACGAAGGGCGACGAGCAGUGGUUCCACGGCCCUGAGACGAAUCCGUGGAGGUUACGCAAAUACGUGACCUUCCUCGCGAACGAGACGGUCGCACAGGCGGACAGGAUGGCCACACUCAAGCGGCCCGACAAGACCCUGAAGAAGAGACGCCAGUGCUCCCCUGCAAUGCUGAUGGGGCGUCUCAAGGCUCUGAACAUGCUCAUCAAGCUGGACGGGGCCAUCUUCAGGAAGCCGGUUCUGAAUCUCCUGCGCGACUUUGCGGAGUGUCGCAUCUGGGUCUGCGUUCAAGUCCGCGACCAGUACAAGCGGUUCAUCGCGGAACACAUGGAUCGCCAUCGGGGCACGGCCGCGGACACGUACAACCCGGACGAGUUCAAGAAGAUGAUGCGGAAAACCAGCAUGGCCGCCAUCGUGAGCAGCUUCACACUAGCCAAGCAACAGUACACGCAGGCAAUGCAUCGCGACCUCUGCAUCAGGACGAUGACGCUCCUCGGUCAUCACACACUAGCUCGCGGGUGCACGAUCCGAAACCUCCAGCUUCCAGACAUGAUGAUGUGGAAGCUGGGCGCAAAAUCCGAGACGGAUCCAGUGCGGAAUGCGUUCGCGUUUGUCUGCGCGUGCAGGACGGGCAAGACAAACAAGGACUUCUCGCUCAACUACAUCUCGGCAGUGAGACACAUUGAUUGGACUCUGUGCGCGGUCGGAGCCACGCUGCUAUGGCUGCACUGGGUGUACGACUUGGUCCCUAUCCUCUACGGGGACAUAGCCCCCCCUCUCGACUUCACGGAACCUUCGACGUGUACCAGGAUGGACGCGCAGAACCAAGUGGCCUGCCUCACUGAGUACCUGACACGUUCACAAGCGGACAACACCAGGUUGGCCGUAGAGCUGGCCGCGAUCCAGAGACGGGUGAAAGAGCUGGAGGGGCUGCUGGAAGAUCGCGACCGGAGGCUGGCUGAGAAGGACGAGCGCGUGAACGACCUGGAAGCCCAGCUGUCGCGUCUCACCGUGAGCAGCUCAGGGCCGACCGCGGAUCCGAGACCGGCAAACACUCCUGGAGCCGCGGCCGCGCCCACCAAUUCCGCAACCCCCACCGACCAGGGGACGCGUAAGAAGCCAGCACAGCCGACCAGGGAUGAGACUAUUCGGGACGCGAUCAUGAAACCAUGGGUGAACGCGACCAAGCCGUCGGACGGAUGGAAGCUGUACAAGUCCACGCACGCGCUGGUAGGCGAGAGUCCAGAGUCGCUACUGGCCCAACCCCGUGGUGCAGUUACGCGAAUGGCCGAGCUCAUGGGGAAGGAGAAAGGCGGCCAGAACGCCGCCCAAAACGCGAUAAACCGUGUGAAGCGAGUUAUGGACUUCAUCUCCCGUAGGGUGGAGCAGGGAGACAACAUCGCGGUCGUGCUCGAGAAACUCGACAACGUGUCCCGAUCUGUGGGCAUGUCGGGUGUGUCGGAAGGGAUCGCGGUGAAGAAGAAGAGUGUUGACUCGUCGCUGAGCGAGCUGAAGAAGGGUACCCCUGCGGAGGUGCAGUUGCGGGUUAAAUGGAUGCUUGUACGCGACCGCCUCAUCGAUGCCUCGCUUCCCGCGUCUGAGUUUCCGGUCGCGUGGCUUCAGUACUGUGACCAGAUGCCUCCGCUAGCUUAG